This is a messenger RNA of Pseudopipra pipra, 666 nucleotides long. Its product is annotated as (3R)-3-hydroxyacyl-CoA dehydrogenase-like. Gene Ontology annotation, biological process: siderophore biosynthetic process. The transcript is spliced from 4 exons. Lineage: Eukaryota; Metazoa; Chordata; Aves; Passeriformes; Pipridae. Gene Ontology annotation, molecular function: 2,3-dihydro-2,3-dihydroxybenzoate dehydrogenase activity; oxidoreductase activity, acting on the CH-OH group of donors, NAD or NADP as acceptor. The record is from RefSeq and is a predicted model, not a curated record. The coding region runs from base 75 to 626 and encodes 183 amino acids.
UGACGAUAGAGUUGGUGCGGGCAGAGCGGCGCGGCGUGCGCGCCUCCGUCUCGGUUUUCACUUCCGGCGCCGCCAUGUUGGGGAGGUCGGCGGGGCGACUGGCGGGGGUCGUGGCGCUGGUCACGGGGGGCGCCAGCGGCAUCGGCCGCGCCGUGAGCGGCCGCCUGGCCCGCGAGGGCGCGCGCGUGGCCGUGGCCGAUCGCGACAUGUCGGGGGCGGCGGCGACAGCGAAAGGGCUCCCCCGGAACUGCCCCCCCGACCACGGAGCUUUCCAGGUGGAUGUGGCCGAUCCCAAAAGCGUCGCCGGGAUGGUGAGGGGGGUGCAGGAGCACUUUGGGGUUCCCCCCCGUGUCCUGGUGUCCUGUGCCGGGAUCACCCGCGACCGGAUGUUCCUGGAGAUGGGAGAGCGGGAAUUCCGGGAAGUGCUGGGGGUGAACCUGGAGGGGACGUUCCUGGUGACACAGGAGGUGACAAAGGCCCUGGUGACAUCGGGGGACCCCGGGGGGGCCUCCCUGGUCCUCGUGGGCAGCGUGGUGGCCAAGGUGGGACCCCCACUUGUCACUGUCCCUGUCACUUGUCACUGUCAUUGUCACUUGUCACCGUCAGUGUCCCCGAAAUGGGGGUAAAAGCCCUAAAAAUGGGGAUAAAGCCCCUGAAAACGCCAAU